Messenger RNA from Oryza sativa Japonica Group (Japanese rice), 1433 nucleotides. The record is from RefSeq and is a predicted model, not a curated record. NCBI's taxonomy places the organism in Eukaryota, Viridiplantae, Streptophyta, Magnoliopsida, Poales, Poaceae.
GCUACCAUACGUGAUAACCGCAUAGUUUUGUAAACCCCGCUAGCAGUAUCAUUUUGUUACCUUAAUCCGCGAGAGCCCUGUUUUGAAUUUUAUUUUCAUUCAAAUUCCGCUGCUUCCGGUUUAAAUCUUAUCCAAAUUCCGGUGUGGAGUUUUAAACCGGUCAAUUGCUUCUCAAUUUAUCAUUGUUUAACUUUUUUCUUCAUCCGAUUUUCGGUUCGGACGAGAGCUCUAUUGCCGUAGGAGCAGGAGAAGGGAGCAGGGAGAGCGCCGCCGCCGCCGCCGCCGCCGCACCGGCGCUGUGCCGACGAGAUGAGCCUCUCCCACCACCUCCCCCCGCCGCCGGGAGACCCCUACUACGUGUACGCGCCGCACCCCUACCCAGAUCCGCAGCGGCAGGGGGUACUCACGCUCUUCGUCGCCGGCCUCCCUGACGACGUGAAGCCCCGGGAGAUCCACAACCUCUUCUCCAGCCGCCCCGGCUUCGACCACUGCCUCCUCGAGUACACCGGCCGCGGGAACCAGGUGGUGGCCUUCGUGUCAUUCGUUAAUCAUCAGGCGGCUCUUUCGGCAAUGUCUGCUUUAAAUGGGACUGUAUUUGAUCCAGAUACUGGAGACCGUUUGCACAUUGAGCUAGCUAAAUCGAGUUCACGUAAACGUCAUGGAGAUGGUGGGGUUUAUAGAGUUGUUGACAAACGACUUAAGAGAAAAGAAAGAGCUGCUGACCAUGAGAAUGCUGGUGAUGGAGGUAAUGAUGAUGAUGCAUGGGGCGAGGAUGAUAAUGGUGGUAAUGAUGGUAAUGGUCAUUCUCUUACACUUGGAUGUUAUCCAUAACCAUCACACCGUCACUUGUCUUUUGUUAGAUGGACUUAUAUGACAUAUGUGGUGCAACGCUUUAAUUUGAUGCUAAAAUGUUACUUUGGUAAGACCAUCAAAUUAAUAUGAAAACUGAUAAUGAGCUUUUGUUUGUCCUUGUCUUUUAUUUUUGUCUUGUUACAUCCCAUUUUUAUUUCUCAGGGCACAGUUUCAAUUUGGAUUUUGGACAAACAUUUUGAUUGUAGAUGACUCGAGAGCAACAUAUUACCUUUAUAAAGAUUUGUUUUCCCAAAUUGAAUACAUUCUGUGACUAAAAAGAGUUAGCGUGCUUAUAUCAAAUUUAGAUUUUGCAUUAGACGUGUGUCUUGUGCUGAAGUAUUAACUUUUGCAUAGAUGUGUAGCUAAAAAUAGCACAGUAUAGAUAUAGUUUUCAAGGUUUAAUAAAACAGAUUAUAAAACUCAUUGUGCAUUUAAGUUGACACCAAACAUUCAGGAGAUGGUGGAUCUGAUGAGCCAUUGGACACAGAAAAUGAUGAUUCCGACGAAAAGAAUGAAUUACCAGCAGAACGGAGUAGUGGUCAACCAGGGCUUAAGCAGCAUAGGGGGCAAUCUCUUUCAGA